CAACAUGGAGGUCACAUCUCUCUGCUUCAGAGUGCUGAGUGUCAGUUUUUAUAUAUUCUUGUACACUGAAGCAUCUAUGGCUGAUAUACAACUUUCCUCCUUUGUUUAUUCAGUGAUCUUUGAUUUCAUUCUGCUGGGGACACAAGUUCAGAAUCAUUAUACUCAGGGAAGUGGUCCUGCUUUUCUUCGUAUUACUCCAAACAGACUGCAGCACUUUCAAUUUGAGUCUGUGUCUUUUCACUGUGAGGGGACUGAUGGGUCCAUUCAGUUGAAGGGGAUCAGCAAUACUGAGGAAUUGAAUAAUUUGACCAUUGAUAGAGCCUAUCCAGAAGACAGUGGAGAAUACUGGUGUGAGACUAACGGAGGAAAAACAAGCAACAGAGUCAACAUCACUGUCACCGCUGGUUCUGUGAUCUUGGACAGUCCUGCUCUUCCUGUCUUGGAGGGAGACAACGCAACUCUACAUUGCAGAAACAAGACUAUCUCCAACCUGCUGUCUGAUUUCUACAAAGAUGACCUCCUCAUAGAGAGCAGCUCUACAGGAGAGAUGACCAUCCUCAAUGUUUCCAAGGCUGAUGAAGGCCUCUACAAGUGCAGACUCUCUGGUGGAGAAACCUCACCAGGAAGCUGGCUGGCUGUUAGAGAACUUCACAUAGAGGCUUAUAUCUGCACGGACCAUUUUCUUCUUAUUCUCCUGUUAAGGACUGUGCUCACCAUUGUGAUGGUGGCUCUGCUGUUGCUGCUGGUGGGACUACUUCACUGUGGGAAACUCAAAGUUACACACAGAUAUGUUUGUAUAUUUUCAGAAUGAAUGUGAUAUAGCCAUUGAGAUCAGCAAACAAAUUGCUAUUCCUGGUAAUUCUAGCCAAAGGAAACACUGAUAGCGUCAAGGAAAGGCUAGAAGGUCCUGCACACUGUUCACCAAAACAUUUUUUAAAAAGCCAUAUAAACUGAAAUAACAAAAUUUUAAAGCAGUUUUAAACAGAUCAGACUGUUCGAACAUAACUCUGUUUGGUUGCUUAACCUGCAUACUCGUUCACAUUUUUAAACAGUAUGUGUUCACAAUGUGUUAGCGUUAAGUACAGGCUCACAGUGGAUGUGCUAGAAAUCUUUCCCUCUGUAAUGUUUAUAUUAUAUCUUAUUAUAUUAGGGAAGUAAAUUAUGUUUUCUUCUUUGCUGUUAUUGCUGUGAUUGUAAUAAAUAAAAGUAUUCAGGCAUGAGUAAUGUGUCAGUGUAUGUGUGUUUCUGUGAAUUACUAAGA
Molecule: messenger RNA, 1261 nt
Organism: Dicentrarchus labrax (European seabass)
Lineage: Eukaryota; Metazoa; Chordata; Actinopteri; Moronidae
Exons: 4
Coding region: 5-811 (268 amino acids)
Biological process (GO): cell surface receptor signaling pathway
Molecular function (GO): transmembrane signaling receptor activity
Source: RefSeq, a predicted model, not a curated record